Exaiptasia diaphana is the source of this 1991-nucleotide messenger RNA. RefSeq lists its product as uncharacterized. Bases 453 to 1301 code for a protein of 282 amino acids. The transcript is spliced from 3 exons. Gene Ontology annotation, molecular function: monoatomic cation channel activity. NCBI's taxonomy places the organism in Eukaryota, Metazoa, Cnidaria, Anthozoa, Actiniaria, Aiptasiidae. The record is from RefSeq and is a predicted model, not a curated record.
UAAAAGAAAGAAAGAAAUAAUGAAAAAGAAAGAUAUCGUAUGAUUUUUCAAAUGCGCGCGAAAAAGUACAAAAUGUUUCCUGAGCUGAAAUUCGUCAUCCAACUACUUCAAAGUAACAUGCCUUUGUUAAGUUAAUUUUUUCCUGAUUUCUCUCUUGAGAUUCUCACUAAUGUGCAGAAAUCAGCUGUCAUAUGAUAAUCUCUUUACGAUAGCAAUCUGUCUUGUGGUUUUGACAUGUAACCAAUAAGCASUGUUUCGAACCACCUGUCUCGAUGACUGAUGAAAACGCACUCGAUAAGAACUCUUCAUUUAAAAACUCGUCGCAAACAUACUUUCAAGUUCUCGUCUAUUGGUUUUUAGUAGAUUGAUAACUCAGCUGUAUAUUUCCACACUGGUUCUCGAAUUUUACGAAAUAUUACGAAUCCACAACUUGACUAGAGAGAUUUUUGACAAUGAAGACUUCAAAUCAUGGCCAUCCAUUCAAGUGCGUCGGCCAGGAGAGUUGGAAGCACCUUCUUGCCUUUGUUCUUGUAUAUUGCUUUGAAGAACUUCUGAGACUACAGUUUUUCAAAUGUCCAUGUACAAACUACACUAUGUACAGCUUGGCCAUGAUUGCCGCMCCAUCUCUCUUUCUACUGGGUGUGGGUUUCUGUACAAGUACUAACUACUGGAAGGUUGUACACACUCGUAGGAAUAUGAUCAACUAUAAAGUCCUCAUCAACUACUGCCUAAAGUCAUUACCAAACCUGUUCGAACCUUUCUUUCCUGUAUCUGUCUUUAUUGUAUUGGUACUUUUAAAAGGGGAAUAUUACGCAUGCGCUAUGGUUGGCAACUCUCACGCAUGCGCAAAACAAAAGGAGAUUGGCUCUAGGAUACUGACAACGAAGCCAACAGACGAAUUUGAUCGACGCACACUUUAUUCCCAGUCACAGUUGCUUGGUUGUGGGGUAAUGGCCGGCGUUACCAUCUUUGCUGUGGGAAUCAUCUUUAUUCGAUCAUGUUUCUUUGUCAGAGAAGGCAUCCCUGACUCUGAGGAAUACUAUCUUCUUGAAAACAAACUGUUAGUGGAGUCAUUUCGCGAAAAACUUGAAGAGUCCAUUGAGAAAGAAGUCAAACGUGAUGUCGAAGAAGCAUUURAAGGUGUCGAGGAGAAAGGUGUUGAGAUGGUUUUCAAGCAAGCACRCGAUCACAUUGGAUACAAAAAAACACUUAAUCAGAAUGGCAGGUUUACUCGACUGAACGAGAACGGACAUUGUGAUGAAGAAAACUCGUCUGUCAGAAUUAUCGAUUCGUCUCUUUAAAGAAMUUGUAUUGAUUCCACUUUGUCGAAGGUACAUCGACGCGACUUUUAUCGACAUUUGCACACAUUGUACAAACUUUGGACGAUGAUUUUAUCGACUUAUCGUAUCAAACGAUCGAUUUAAAUCUGCGGAUUAUAUUCCUCUCUUAAACGACUUUUUAAAAGCUCUGAUCAACUUCUGCAAAUCAUCGAAUGAUACCUAAAAUUUCAAAGCCAUUAAUUUUUCAGAUCUGGUGCGGCUGCGUCAUGAUGACAAUGCUCUUUUAUUAUCAAGAUUUUACCAAAGGCAGGUGCGUAGCGUCCUUUACGCAUAUACGCACGUGCGUGCAAGUUGCAAGGAAAAAUUGAAAUGUUCGGGAUUUUUUUAAUAUAUAUAAUUGUCUCGAUGCCCCUCAAAACGCUGUAAAUCGCAUUUUUAAUUGUUAAUAUUUCAAAAUUUCCUGGGGGAGGACCCCAGACUUCCCUUAACACUCCCGCAUUCGGCGGUCGUUAGCUCCACCAAUCCAAAAUAUGUGUCGCGGCCCCUAACAUGCGCGUACUAGCCAAAAAGUCCAGGCUACGCGGCUGAAAGGGCUGUUCAUCCAUUAAGGGAUACUAUUCAGAAAUCAGCUCGAAGCAAUAGAAGAUUAUAAAUAUUUCAAGAAGUAUAUGUAGUCACUUUCAAAAGCAAUUAAACUAAAGAAAUUCUCAA